UGCGUGCGAGAGGCGCUCGCUCACUCGGAGACUCACAACAGCGAGGUGGAGCUGGGGAUGGAUCGGCUGCAGGAGCGUUACUUAACUCAGCACCUCCACACUCUCGCCUACAGGAGCAGGAAAUUCCCCGGCAGAUAAAGCCCGAAAGGAGCGUCGCGCGCGUCCUGCGGUGAGCCACCUAUAUGAGGAGGACAGAGAGGUCUGAGGCGGAUCAGUCCGGGCUCGAUAUCAGGACGGGUAUUGGAGGAGCACAAAGCCGGCGGAGUGACUCUGGAGCGGGCGCGAUCAGCCCAGCCCCCCACACACAUACACACUCACAACCGGCCUGCUGCUCUUAGCCUGUUGCUGCUGCUGUGAGUGUGUGUGUGGUUUCACCGUGGCGGGCCCUCUCUUAUCGUACAUAUCUUAGCGACACACACGUCUGUAAGAGUUUAGAGUUGUUUCGUCUUUCUUCAGAAGCUGCCUGCUGUAUUUCCUAGCGCUCGUCGGACUACCAUAGCGCUCUGCAGCUGGCUAAUCAGUUAGCUGUAGCAUUCCGUCGUGUGUUCAACAGCCUCACGGGAACUAUGUAGUUUGCUCAUUACAUAUCAUUUUGUUAUUUACAAGAUGAGACAUGUUUGAUAAAAGGGCGCGCGACGUGAACCGACGAGUUUGUGAUAUUUAAACCGCGCAUUUUAUACAUGUUAACGGCUAAGCGGAGUCACUAAACGUCGAUCUGUGCGACAUAAUCUCGUUUAACGUUAAUUCUGCUGCAGACUGUUGUACAACACGUAAAAUGCAAGUGUCGUUGAUUUCAUUCCGCUGGUGUUGAGCCAAACUGUGAAUCUGCUAAGAAUGAGGAGAUACUGAAUGAGAAGCCCUCGUUUACUCUGACUGGACUGGUCAUCUGGAUGUCUCCUGCCGUCGGUGGAUUUGGUGGACACUUGCAGGAUAAUCGUUCGCACGGGGGGUUUGAUUGGACUGCUUUUGGUGGAUAAAUUCCGCUGCUCCACCAGCCCGAAUCUCCAUCGUUUGGUUGCCUGAGUGAGUCCCCGAUGCGGCGGGGAUAAGCGCGCCCGGGACAUGCUGAAGUGUAUCCCGCUGUGGCGGUGCAACCGUCACGUCGAGUCUGUGGACAAACGGCACUGUUCGCUUACUGCGGUGCCCGAUGAGAUCUACCGCUACAACCGCAGUCUGGAGGAGCUGCUCCUGGACGCCAACCAGCUGAGAGAGCUGCCUAAGCCUUUCUUCAGACUGCACAAUUUGCGAAAGCUGGGCCUCAGUGACAAUGAGAUUCAAAAAUUACCACCAGACGUUGCCAACUUCACGCAGCUAGUGGAGCUUGACAUCUCUCGAAAUGAUAUUUCAGAGAUUCCUGAAAAUAUAAAAUUCUGCCAGUCUUUGGAGAUUGCAGACUUCAGCGGAAACCCCUUGACCAGGUUGCCUGAUGGCUUCACGCAGCUCCGAGGACUGGCUCACCUAUCACUCAAUGACGUGUCACUGCAGUCUCUACCCAAUGACAUAGGAAACUUGUCAAACCUGGUGACUCUAGAGCUGAGGGAGAAUCUACUGAAAUCUUUGCCCUCCUCUCUUUCCUUCCUGGUAAAACUGGAACAGCUGGAUCUGGGCAGCAAUGUACUGGAAGUUUUGCCUGACACACUUGGGGCACUGCCCAAUCUUCGUGAGCUGUGGUUGGACAGAAACCAGCUCUCCUCACUACCUCCUGAGCUGGGAAACCUGCGGCAGCUGGUUUGCUUGGACGUGUCAGAGAACCGUCUAUCAGAGCUUCCCACAGAGAUCAGCGGCCUUAUCGCCCUCACGGACCUGCUGCUCUCAGAAAACCUCCUGGAGAUCUUGCCCGACAGCAUCGGCUCACUUAAGAAGUUGUCUAUUAUGAAAGUGAACCAGAACCGCCUUGUCCAUCUGACUGACUCUAUUGGCGAGUGUGAGAACCUGACAGAGCUCAUGUUGACCGAGAACCUUCUGCAGUCUCUUCCUCGCUCACUUGGGAAGCUGAAGAAGUUGACCAACUUGAAUGUGGACCGAAACCGUUUGAGCAGCGUGCCUGCAGAGCUGGGAGGAUGUGUUGGCCUGAAUGUGCUCUCUCUCAGAGAUAACCGUUUGGGAAAAGUACCUCCUGAGCUCGCCGAUGCCACUGAACUACAUGUGCUAGAUGUGGCAGGCAACAGGUUGCAGAACUUGCCUUUUGCUUUAGCCAAUCUGAACCUGAAGGCAAUGUGGCUGGCAGAGAACCAGUCUCAACCCAUGCUCAAGUUCCAGACAGAGGAUGAUGAACAGACUGGGGAGAAAGUUCUCACCUGCUACCUGCUGCCCCAACAACCCUCAUCCAGCCUCGAGAAUCUGCUGGAGAGGAGUGUUGAUGAAGCCUGGCCCACAGACACUAAUUUGAACAGAGUAUCAGUUAUUCAGUUCCGGGACGACUCCAAACAUGAAGAGGAAGAUGAUGAGACUGCGGCAGACAGGAGGCAGGGUCUUCAGAGGAGAGCCACACCACACCCUAGUGAGUUAAAGGUGAUGAAGAAUGUCAUUGAAGCAAGAAGAAAUGAGGCUUAUACAGCCAGACCAGAUGAGGAUCUGGAGUCUCCGGAUACUGAGGAGAAACGGUUGAGUGGUCUGUCCAAUCAGAGUCAUGAUUCCCAGGCAUCAAGUAGCACCACCUCAGCCACUUCCCAUGAGGACAAGCAGGGUAUAAACAGUACAGGGGUGGAGCUUAAUGAUGGACAGGUCCAAGAAGAGGAGGAUCUGGAUGAGAUGGAGGUGGAGUAUACUGAGCCUACUGUGCACUUUGCCGAAGAGCCCAUCAUCCGUGGUGGUGAUGAGGAGGACGAAUAUGAAAAUGACGAUGAUGUCGCUGAAAGGAGUGACGAGGAGUCUCAGACGCCACCUUUUCCCGCCGAGAAACAGCGGCUCAUACGUAAAGACACACCACACUACAAAAAGCACUUCAAGAUCACCAAGCUGCCCAAACCCGAGACAGUCGCCGCCCUGCUGCAAGGCUUCAGUCAUGAUGGCCUGUCACCUACUGCUCACACCCCUGAUGACGAGAGGGAUGGUGAGGAGAACGAGGAGGAGGAAGAGGAUGAAGACGAGGAGGACGAUCUCCAUACUCCUUUCCAGCACAGACUGGAUGCAGCAGAGCUAGAAGACAUCAGAAUGAGUCAGAUGAACUCGUCCCUGCAGCCAGUGAAGGGGGUGUCAUUUGAUCAAGUCAAUAAUCUGCUGAUUGAACCUGCUCGAAUUGAGGAGGAAGAGCUGACCUUGAGCAUCCUGAGGCAGACUGGUGGAUUAGGCAUCAGCAUAGCAGGAGGGAAGGGAUCUACUCCCUAUAAAGGUGACGAUGAGGGUAUUUUCAUCUCUAGGGUGUCAGAAGAAGGCCCUGCGGCUCGUGCUGGUGUCAAAGUUGGAGACAAACUUCUCGAGGUGAACGGAGUAGACCUGCACGGAGCAGAGCAUCAUACAGCUGUCGAAGCUUUGCGCAAUUCAGGAGCAGCCGUGGUCAUGACUGUUCUGCGGGAGCGCAUGGUGGAACCAGAGAACGCCAUCACCACCACACCUCUGCGGCCAGAAGAUGAUUAUUUCCCCCGGGAGAGACGCUCCAGUGGGCUACCUUUCCUCCUAGACCCUGACUCUCCUGCUGUUAGCACUGGACCCGCGCAGCGACUAGCCACUUGUCUGAUCCGCAAUGAUAAAGGCUUAGGCUUCAGCAUUGCUGGAGGGAAAGGCUCAACGCUGUACAGAGUCGGAGACACGGGCAUCUUCAUCUCUCGUAUUGCUGAAGGAGGAGCAGCUCACAGAGACAACAUUCUGCAAGUGGGAGACAGGGUCAUAUCAAUCAAUGGUGUAGACAUGACAGAGGCCAGGCAUGACCAGGCAGUAGCGCUGCUUACCGGCACCUCCCCCACCAUCACCCUGGUGGUGGAUCGGGAACAGAGCAGUGUAGGGGGUGCGUCCCCUCGAACCCGACCACAUUCGCCCCCUCCUCCAGAGCCAUCUGACUCCCCUGAACAAGAGGAUGGUGGAGACGAGCACCUUGGAAACCAUCUCAACUGCCCCAUGGAAGAUGAGUACCCUAUUGAGGAAGUGACGCUGAUCAAAGCAGGUGGACCCCUGGGUUUGAGCAUUGUGGGGGGCAGCGACCAUGCCAGCCAUCCAUUUGGAAUUAAUGAGCCUGGGGUGUUCAUCUCAAAGGUCAUCCCCAAUGGCCUGGCCUCUCAGAGUGGACUUCGCGUGGGCGAUCGUAUCUUGGAGGUGAACAGCAUCGACCUGCGUCAUGCCACACAUCAGGAGGCUGUUAGAGCCUUGCUUUCCAACAAACAGGAGAUCCGUAUGCUUGUGCGCAGAGAUCCCUCGCCCCCUGGCAUGCAGGAGAUUGUCAUUCACAAGCAACCUGGAGAAAAGCUGGGCAUAAGCAUUAGAGGCGGAGCUAAAGGUCAUGCAGGAAACCCUUUUGACCCCACAGAUGAGGGCAUCUUCAUUUCCAAGGUGAGCUCCAAUGGUGCUGCUGCACGAGAUGGCCGACUGCGGGUGGGUAUGCGUAUUCUUGAGGUGGGCAACAACAGUCUGCUGGGUAUGACACAUACCGAAGCAGUGAGGGUCUUGCGUGCUUCUGGAGAUUCCCUGGUCAUGCUUAUUUGUGAUGGCUUUGACCCAAGAAGUGCUUCAACCAUAGAGGCAUCUCCUGGUGUUAUUGCGAACCCGUUUGCGGCAGGUAUUGUUCGUAAAAACAGUAUGGAAAGCAUCUCAUCAGUAGACAGAGACCUGAGUCCAGAAGAGAUUGACAUCAUGCAGAAGGAGGUAGAAAUGGUAAGAGAGACGUCCCAGUGGGAACGAGAGGAGAUGGAAAAAGUGGAGCGCAUGCGCUUGGAGCGUGAGGAGGCAACUCGCUUGCUGGAGGAGGAAACUGAGAGUUUGAGCACUGGACCACUGAAACUGGACUACAAGACAUUGGCGGCUCUGCCUACAACUAGUCUACAGAAAGUUAAUAGAUUUUCUCCCUCCUUUGCCACAUUUGCCAAAAUGGAGGCUGCCAUGCCGGCUGGCACUGUAGACCCCCUCGGUUUUGAGAAAGUCCAUGCUUCUGUGUACCAUGUAGAACCUGUUGCCCUCCCUUCAUCUCCAAUCUGCCCAGCCGCAAGUUCAGCGGCUUCAAAACAGCCCCAAUCUGACACACGGGACCUCGUCCCAGAUCUAGGAUUGGCUCAGGAGGAGGAGGAAUGUCUUGUGGACUCCCAACCAAUGUGCUUUAGUGAAAACCCAUUCCUUGUGGCUAACCGUAAGGGCAAAGGCUGCCCACCAGAAGAGCGAAUUUUAUCAGGGCCACCUGUGGGUUACGGCAGACAUGGGCAGCUGCAGCCCUGGUUGUACAGCAAGGCUUCACCAUCUGAGCCUUUCAGGAUUGACAGUCCUGUCCGAGAUGCUGCGCACUCUCCACACAACUCACAGCAGUCUCACAAAUCUUCCUCUGCGAUGCUUGGAAGAGAGGUUCGAUAUUCAAACAUUCAUUUCCCUUCAAAUGCAAACACCAAGGAUAAUGCAUCAACUAAACCUGGUGCCAUCCAGCCUCUCUCUCGGGUCCGACCCGCUGUGUCUCCAGCCAGUCAGGAUGGCCACAGCAGUCCAAACCCUUUCCAGCAUGGCCUGUCUCCCAUCAACUCUCCUCGUGCCCCAUCCCCUGACACACAUGAGGAAUACCCUAUCAAUAUCAAGCAGGUUUAUAAGGCCUUCGCUGCUGUGCCACACUCCCUGGCAGUACUGGAACCCCCUCAGGAUCUUUAUUCUCCACGGAACAAUGUCAGUGCAAAACAGCCAUCACCUGAGUUUCAGCCUGAGCUGAAUAAUGAAGUGUUUAUGGAUGAGUGUGAUGGUGAGGGCAGUGGUCCUCGUCCCUCCCUCUUAUCUGACCGCACCGAGUACAGAAGCCUGGCAGCUGUGCCACGCCUGUCUCGCCCCUCAGUGGAGCCAAAGACUCCUUCACCUCUGGGCAGGCACAGUCCAGAACAGCGCUCCUUCAGAGACAGACAGAAGUAUUUCGAGAUCGAUGUGAAGCAACAGACGCCAGACAAACCCAAACCUCGCAUCUCACUGGUGGGAGAAGAUGACCUGAAGAAAAUGAAGGAGGAAGAAGCAAAGCGAAUUGAACAGAGGGCACGAGAGUACAUGUUGGAUGAAGAUGAGGAGGAGGAAGAAGAGGAUCUGGCCAAACAAGUGGCACAUAUGAAGGCUCAUGGAAAGGUUGUUCUUGAUGGUGUGGAGUACAAGGUGGAGAGCUUGGGUUCCCCGACUUCACGGCAGUGUGCCACACCACCAAACUAUAAUGCCACACCACCCAGCUACUGCGGAAGCUCAGGUCCUUCCUCUAUUGAUGGUAAAGGAGACUCCCAGCGGAAUUCAGUGGAAGACAGUUUCAGACUGGAGCAGAGACCCAAUUCUAUGACGGGAUUGAUCCCAGUUUAUCCUGGUGAAUCUGCGGCUCCCAUCCGGACGGCCAAAGCCGAGCGCAGGCAUCAAGAUCGGUUACGCAUGCAGAGCCCAGAGCUCACGGUCGCUGUGGACAAAGAGCUGUCACCUGCUGAAAAACGAGCCCUGGAGGCAGAGAAGAGAGCCAUGUGGAGAGCAGCCAGGCCUUAUGGCCUAGAGGAGGACGUAAGGCAGUAUGAGCAAGAUCUGGCUAAGCGGCUCUACCAGUCUCGUGUGAGGGCAUCACUGGGCAGCGCUGCAGCCCCUGCCUCUUCCUCCUGCUCCUCCUCCUCUUCCUGUCAGCCCAGGAUGAAGUCUUUAGAGCAGGACGCUUUAAAGGCUCAGAUGGUCAUUGCCAAGUCUAAAGAGGGGAAGAAGCGAGGAACACUGGAUCAGCUGUCGGAGUCCCCGUCCCCUGCACCCACACCCUCUCCAACUCCAAUGGAAGAUAUCAGUCCACGGACGGUGACAUCACCUGGCAGACUGUCCCUGUCAGAAAAGAAGUUUGACUACCGACAAUUCGCUGCCAUUCCUUCUUCCAAACCCGUUUACGACAUUCAGUCUCCAGGUGCAGGUGAUGAUGUGAACUUCAUGGAUGAGUCCUCCAGUAAUGCAGUGUCUGUUAUUGAUCCAGAAGUUCCAGUGGCCGCCACGUCAGCUCUAGAAGAGAUGGCUCUCUACAGUAACAAACGCAAACUACGACAGGGCCGCCGCAGCCUGGAGGCUCCUGUGCCCACAUAACCACACACUAACAUAUCUGAACUGUGAACGUAAACACACAUAGUGAUCAUCUAAUGCGCUGAAAUACACAGAUAUUAAACCACUCUUUUAUCAGUGCUGACCACACGAGCUGAUGGCCAUCCUUCUCUUCAGAUUUCACUAUGAACGCUCCAGAGGAUGGCUGAUGCAGUUUUUACCCGGUUUUUCUGUCUGACAGCAUUUUAGAAACAGAAUUCUGUUGAGUGGGUUUCUUUCUGAACACUUAAAGCUCCUCUUGAAAGGUUUUUGGCAGAACAGGAGAUUUAGAAUUUGUUACCGUGUUCACGUUUUGGGAGACAACAUACUGCUACCUUCACUGCCCCAUGCAAGCCAGAAUUUCACUUUUGUUGCUUUAAUUCACAAUCAGAAACGCAUUUUUAUUCCUUUUAAAUGUAAUUUAUUAAUGUAAUAUACUUUUUUUAGUCUAUGGGAAUCCCGUACAAACUGAGGCUUUUUGACAUGUGUAAGCUUGUGAUUUUGUGACACAUGUUGAUUUUUGGGAUUGGGAUACAGCUCUUUGCACGCAACCUUUUAAGAUUGAAAACUGAGGCCUUGGCAUACAGCUUUAUCUCCAUUUUAUAUUCAUAUCAGUUUCUAAACACAGGGGAUGCAAAUGAAUGUACUGUUUUUGAAAGGUUGCAUCUGACCUGUUCUAAAUCUUUUCCUAAUGUAUGUGAUCAUGCCAUAUCAUAAACACUGACCUGCUCUAUGGAGUAGAGUCAUUUUAAACCUUUUAACCCAUCCCUAGUCUUCCUUUCACUGGACUUGCAGAGUAAAAUGAAGUACAUAAUGGUUUACCCCUUUGGUGAUUCAGGUCCAUGUUAUAUACAUUGAAUCAUUCCCUUUGCUGACCCGAGUGGAGAGUUUCACUCUUUGACAAACACUGGCCAGACCUCACAUCACAUCAUCUCUCCAUUUUUGGUACCAUUUUGGGAGUCGAGAAAAAUAAAUGGGUUCAUAUUCAAACUCUAUUAGCAUCUACAAGUCUUCAUAUCAUUCUUUCUCUUAUUCUGACAGGUGUGUGAAGGUAGUAGAUGUUCUCGAAUCUGCAUUUUGAAUUCGUUGAACUUGUAAAGCCACUAAAAAGCUUGUUUUGUGAAUAUUGUAUAAAUGCUCAAGAGAUGAAGCAAAAAUCCGAGAUUGAAUCUGAGCCUUUCUGCCCCAAGACCAAACCGGUGUCUGGAGGGUGUAGAUGAUUCUAGCAGGGUCUUGACGGACUGACCCUUGUGUGUGUGUAUAUUGGUUUAUUGCAGUUUUGCCAUUUUUACUGUGCGAGGACUAAAAUGAUAUACUUUUAUUAUUCCUUCAAAUAAACCAUUUUUAUUUGGCCGUUCAGUUGUUCAUCGCCCUGUCUGCCAUCAACACUGUCCAGAUGAACCCGUCAGACAUAUGAAAUGAUCUGCUUUUUAUUUUACUAAUCUAAUUUAGGUGUUUUUGUUGCUCUCGUUGACUGAAAUUCAGUUUUGGUAAAUAACAUUUUGGGAUUGAUCAUCAUUGUUUUGUUUUUUACGGUAGUUUAAGGAGAGAGAAAAAAGUCUGGUUUUACUGUAACCAAUGGGAUUAUGGGAUUCACUACAUUUUUACUGUUUCAAAAGCAGAAGAGUUUGAUCUCUCUUAUUGUUUUCUUGUCUUGGUUUGUUGUCUGGGAGGAUUUUAUUUGUUUGUUUGUUUGUUUUAUUUUGCUAAAUGGGAGGGCGGGACAAGCGGUUUGGGGGAUAGAGCUCAUUCAGGACUGUAACUAGUGAAUUUGUACAACCAAAGAAGUCUAUUUUGUGGUUCAGGAAUAAUAAAGUUUACUUUUCAUUUAA
Danio aesculapii is the source of this 9023-nucleotide messenger RNA. RefSeq names its product scribble planar cell polarity protein (gene scrib). Bases 1063 to 7197 code for a protein of 2044 amino acids. Lineage: Eukaryota; Metazoa; Chordata; Actinopteri; Cypriniformes; Danionidae. The record is from RefSeq and is a predicted model, not a curated record. Gene Ontology annotation, biological process: neurotransmitter receptor transport, endosome to postsynaptic membrane; neurotransmitter receptor transport postsynaptic membrane to endosome. Gene Ontology annotation, cellular component: postsynaptic density; adherens junction; postsynaptic membrane. The transcript is spliced from 47 exons. Gene Ontology annotation, molecular function: protein binding.